Messenger RNA from Cuculus canorus (common cuckoo), 2255 nucleotides. RefSeq names its product receptor activity-modifying protein 1-like. The coding region runs from base 1093 to 2037 and encodes 314 amino acids. Gene Ontology annotation, biological process: G protein-coupled receptor signaling pathway; cellular response to hormone stimulus; intracellular protein transport. The transcript is spliced from 3 exons. Lineage: Eukaryota; Metazoa; Chordata; Aves; Cuculiformes; Cuculidae. The record is from RefSeq and is a predicted model, not a curated record. Gene Ontology annotation, cellular component: signaling receptor complex; membrane; cell surface. Gene Ontology annotation, molecular function: coreceptor activity.
CUCGGCCACUGGGGCUGCACGGAGGCCACCGGGGUUCUGGCACAGGGUCUGGUCCACGGCCCGUCUGUCCCCUCCAUCCCAGCCCACGGGCAGCUCCCCUGGCCCCUCCUGGCCUUCCCUUACGGGAUGCUCUGGGCAGGAUUUGUCUGGUGCUUCCCUGCCCACGGGAUUGGUCUUUACUCACAAACCACUCUGCCCCAGUUGCAAGGGCUGAGGCAGAGCCAGGAGCCUCCUGCUCCCUUUCCUCAGCCCCAUCAUCUCUGCUGUGCUCAGGAUGGGGAGGGAGAAGGGGUCCCGGCAUAGUGGGACCACCCUGAAUCAAGCCCUGAUGCCAGCUGGGCACUGGGGCUGUCCCAACCAGCACCAGUUGGGUACUGGAUCUGUCCCAACACCAGUUCGGCACUCGGCACUGGGGCUAUAAUGACACCAGCCGGGCACUGGGACUAUCCCAGCCCCCGCAGUGCAGCCCUGGCCCCCCAUGUCUCCUUGCUGCAGGGCACGGGGAUGCUGAGUAUGGGGACCUCGAGGAUGAAGGUCCUGCCAGCACCAACAGUGCCAUCUGUCCUUCCAGGUCUCUACCUGUACCUGGAUGAGGACGGUGAGUAGAGCUGCCCUCCUGUCCUCCCCAUCCACCUCCAGGCUCGGUGUGCCUGGCGUUGUCUCUGCUGCGGCCUGCAAGAACCCCGGUCCCACCUUGGCUGAGCCCAUGAGUCCCCAGCAUGGGACCCCCAGGACCACAUACGGAGCUCCUGGUCCACGCUGGGCAGAGCUGAGCGAGUUCCCCAGGGGUGACCCCAAGCAGCCCCCCUCCCCCCCAAACCAUGCCAUGGGGGGAGAGCUGGGAGCAGGGCAGCAUCCCAUGGUCUGGACGGUGCUACACAGAGCUGCCAGAGGUUCUGGAGGGGCCGGCCCACUGCCAGGACACCUACCAGGACUGGAUCUCCCUCUACUGCUGGGUCCCCUUCCACGCCACCCUCAUGGCCAUCCCUGAGAGCAGCCGCUGUCGCUGGGAACAGAUCAGCAGCCCCUACAGUGAGCUCUCCGGCUGCACCCAGCUGCUGGCCCAGCUGCUCUCCUGCCCCUGGACUGGUGAUGUCCUCGACGCGUUCUUCCUGCAGGUCCACACCGAAUACUUCAGCAACUGCACGGGGACCGAGCUGCCUGUGCUGGGUGGGCUGUCCCCUGGGAUGGCCGUGGUGGCAGCCGUGGGGCUCGGCUGCCUUGUGCCUCUCGUGGCUGCCCUCACGCUCCGCGGAGCCCAGAAAGGGGCUCAAACCGCUGUGUGCUGCUGCCCCUGUGACCGCAGGGAGCUGCCAACAGCCCCCUUCCCUCCCAGCCCUGGGAAUUCGUGAGCAGGACGAGUGGGCUGAGGGUGAGGAGGACAGGGCAGAGGGGGACAGGGGCUCUGGGUGUCUCAUGGCAUGGAGGGAGGCUUGGCACAGGACUCUGGAUGGGAUGGGAAAGCAUCGGGAGAAGGGUCCCAGGCACGGGGGUUCUGAUCCUGCAUGGGCUGAGCCUCUUCAUUGGCACCUGAGAUGCCAUCCUGGGAGGGAGCUCCAAGCCUUGGCCGGCAGUAACCAUCCCAUCCCUGUCCAUCCCAUCCCUCUGCAUCCCCUCUGGACGCCCCAGGAGGGGAGAGGCCAUCCCAGCGCCGGGGCUGUGCUGAGAUCACUGGGUGUCUCCCUGGCAGAGGCUCCCACCGCCCAGCCAGAGGCUCCAGCUGCUCCAACAAAGACUGGGGGCUCCAGCCCUGUAGCCCCCAGAGAGCAGGGACCUGAUGGCUUCCAGAUGUGGCUGCUCGCCCACCAAAGGUCCCAUGGUGCCCCGGAGCGGUGGCUGCCGCAGCUCAGGGUGGGUCAGGCAGCUCUGCCAGGAUGUUUGCCGGGGAGCGUGAAGCCCGGCAAAAUUGCCUUUCGGCAGCAGGGAGGGUCCCUCCGAGCUGUGCUUCAUCACGCUCCGAUUCACGCUCUGCACGUCCCGUGGGUGGCUGUUAAAGGGAAAGCUUUGGGCUCGCCUUCUGCUCUGGGUCAGAGGUGAAAUGAGCUCGCUUGGCCUCAACCCUGUCCUCGAGUGGGAACAUCGCAAACCCACGGGGCUGAGAUCCUUCUUGGCAGUGCUGCUCUGCAGGGAGAUGUGGGUCCCAUCAGUGGGAGCUGUGCCAGGAGUGAGGGGCUCCGGGCAGGCGCCAGGCUGGGUGGUGCAGAAGGAAGGCGUCGCAGCUGAAGACCAGAGACGUUGGCCAAGUCUCUGCCCUU